Messenger RNA from Scophthalmus maximus (turbot), 1918 nucleotides. Its product is annotated as Monoacylglycerol lipase ABHD12-like. Gene Ontology annotation, biological process: phosphatidylserine catabolic process; monoacylglycerol catabolic process. Lineage: Eukaryota; Metazoa; Chordata; Actinopteri; Pleuronectiformes; Scophthalmidae. The transcript is spliced from 13 exons. The record is from RefSeq and is a predicted model, not a curated record. Gene Ontology annotation, molecular function: phosphatidylcholine lysophospholipase A1 activity; monoacylglycerol lipase activity. The coding region runs from base 127 to 1203 and encodes 358 amino acids. Gene Ontology annotation, cellular component: endoplasmic reticulum membrane.
UUUGAUCAAACUUGCGCUAGGUGCUUAUCAAGUGUCAGGUCCUGACUGGACCCAGACGUUAUACACACACACACACACACACACACAAACACAAACAAACACGUUAUUGGUGUGCAUGAGAACGCGAUGAAGAGAAGGGUCGUUAAACCGAGAGACUCCACUUCCGGUGUCGAUGCAGCUCAGAGGACCGGCGGAGACCGGAGGAAGGAGGGGACGUCGGCGGGAUGGUGGCUGAAAAGAGGUGUUUGGGCCCUCUUUGUUGUCUUUAUUUUGGUGCUUUUCUCGCUGCGAAUCCUCCCAGAAUUAAUCCAGCACUUUGUUCACACCCACAGAAUCAGGGUGCCAUUCUUUGUUGACCUGAGCCAACCUGCUGAUCUCUCCCUUAAUCACACCAUCAACAUGUACUUAACAUCAGAGGAAGGCAUCUCCCUUGGCGUAUGGCACACUGUCCCUGAAAGUCGGUGGAAGGAGGCGCAAGGGAAGGACUUGGCAUGGUACCAGAACACUUUCAGCGAUGGAAGGCCAGUUUUCAUAUAUCUUCAUGGGAACACAGGCACAAGGGCAAACACUCAUCGGGUGGGAGUGGCAAAAGUAUUGAGUGCCCUUGGUUACCACGUGCUGGUGCCUGACUACAGAGGGUUUGGAGAUUCCACUGGAGAGCCAACUGAGGCCGGUCUGACCACUGACGCCCUGUACUUGUACAACUGGGUCAAGGCUCGCAGUGGAAACAGCCUGGUUGUCGUCUGGGGACACUCUCUUGGCUCUGGUGUGGCAACUAACUCUGCAGUAAAGCUAAUUGAACAGGGUGUAAGCUUGGAUGGUGUGAUCCUGGAGGGUGCAUUCAAUAGUGCAAGAGAGCCGCUUACUCAUCAUCCGUUUACCUGGUAUUACUGGAAAUUUCCAGGCACUGGAUACCUUUUCCCGGAGCCAUGGGCAGAAAACAAGCUUGUCUUUCCUUCUGAAGAAAAUUUGAAGAAAAUGAGAAGCCGAAUACUUUUCCUACACUCAGAGGACGAUCACCUAGUUCCUAUUCAGGUUGUUCAGCAGAUGUACAAGGUAGCAGUGAGUGCCCAGAAUGCAGAGCAAGUCAAGAUGGUGUCAUUUGACGGUUCUCUGGGGUAUCUGCACAACGGCUUGUAUAGAGACCCCCAUUUGCCUGACAUCUUAAAGAAGUUUGUGCUGUCAUGCAGGAAAGACGACUGAGACAGAAGAGCCGUGCCACAUUUCAGAUGAAGAGCACUAAUUUCAUUUCAUUGUAUUGUUUGUUUUGUCUUCACAGCUGCAUGUUUUGGAUAAAUAUGUCAUCCAUAGUGAAGUUAUUCAGGCUAAUAUAUGGUACACUUUGGUUUGAAAUGGGUUGAAAUUGAUAAAGAUUCUGUUUGUUUUUUUAAAUCAUAUCUAAAAAAAAAUGGAAUUUAUUCUGAUAACAGAACUAAAAAUAAAUCUUCUAAUUUAAAAUAUAAUUCAGAUGAGCAACAGUAAGUGCCCUCUGCUGGUCGUUUUUGUGUGGUGUUAAUGCUCAUCUAUAAUACCAGAUAAUCACUUAGUUAAUUCAAGGCUUCAUGUCUAAUGUGUCAGGGACAUUUCAGAGGGGAGAAGGUCUGUCCUCUGACCUGUUUAUCACAAAUGUCUUUUAAGGUAAACUAAAAUUCUCACUUCUGUCUGUUCAGAAUAUAUGGCGCAUUCAUACACAUUCAAAGAAUCUUAGUUCAUAGUUUAUUUCAUUUUAUGACUUUUUUUUUUCACCUGUUAGCUUAAGUUGAUUUCUGUCUGUGGGAAAUCUUCAAACUAAUUCACAUUUCUUAUUGAGCUAAGUUCAGUAAAUUGUAAACUGUCCAAAUGCAUAUUUGUAUACUGAUUCCAAAUGGAUUUUUCUUACCUUGAUAACUUAAAAUCUCACUCAUGUGUUUGCACUCUC